Molecule: messenger RNA, 1130 nt
Organism: Scheffersomyces coipomensis
Lineage: Eukaryota; Fungi; Ascomycota; Pichiomycetes; Serinales; Debaryomycetaceae
Product: putative pantetheine-phosphate adenylyltransferase
Exons: 1
Coding region: 108-1076 (322 amino acids)
Biological process (GO): coenzyme A biosynthetic process
Molecular function (GO): dephospho-CoA kinase activity
Source: RefSeq, a predicted model, not a curated record
UAAAGUGUACUGCAUAAAAGAAAGUCUCUGGCACUCUCAAAGUAAAAUGUAUAACCAUAAUUAGGCAAAACUUUCUAAAAACACAGUGUCUUUUAAACCAAUAAGAGAUGUCUUCACCAGCGAUAUAUAUCCAGAAUCCAAUUAAAUAUGAUUACAAGCAAUUAGUCAAGCAUGUUAUUGAGUCUAAUCCUGGGUUUUCAGGAGUUAUAAUAUACAUUGAGCAAUACAUUGAAGAUUCACUCCAUCUAAAUUAUAUCUUAUCAAAAUACUAUAGUAUAGCGAGAGAAGCAGCUACGGCAUCGAGAAAUCAAUCCACUUACAAAUUCGACAUCGAUAUCAUAUUCAAUAGACCCAUUGAUGCUACCGUUGUGAGCAAUUGGGGUAUUGUAUUUACUUGGGAGCAAGACUCUUUGGAUGACUUAAGAUCAGAGUUUAACGUGAUUACUAUCAAAUCUGAACAACCAAAUGAAUCAUUUAAGGCUGAGAUUGAAACAGAACUGUUUAAAGGUCAAGAAUUUGAUACAGUUGCUGUUGGUGGAACUUUUGAUCAUUUACAUGAUGGGCAUAAAAUUCUAUUAUCAAUGGCAAUAUUCCUUACAAAAAAGAAAUUAAUUAUCGGUAUUACAGGUGAACAAUUAUUAGUCAAGAAGAAGUUUCAUGAUCAAAUAGAAUCAUUCGAGACAAGACAAUCGGCGGUAUUGAAAUUCAUAGAUUUGAUUAAUGUAGAUCCGUAUAUUUCUAUUGAUAUCUACCAAAUAACAGAUGUUUGUGGUCCAACUGGUUUUGUUAGUGAUAUUGAUGGUUUAGUUCUAAGUCGUGAAACUGCUAGUGGUGGUGAGUAUGUGAAUAACUACAGAAAAGAACAAGGAUUCAGUGCCUUGAAAGUGAUAGCGAUAGAUGUUAUUGGGGGUGAAGGUGGUGAUAAAUCAAAUAAUUGGAAAGGUAAAUUAAGUUCAACAGAUAUUAGAGAGUUCGAAUCGAAUCGAAGUAAAAGACAGUUUAAUCAUAACGAAACUAAUGGAGUUCAACAUGACAGUGUUAAGAGAAUCAAAGUUGAUGAUAAAAAGGAAGAAUAAAUAUAUUAUAGUAGUAAAAACUGUAUACUUCACAGGAUAUACAUAUAGGAAUAU